Portunus trituberculatus (swimming crab) is the source of this 1290-nucleotide messenger RNA. RefSeq lists its product as uncharacterized. The transcript has 4 exons. The record is from RefSeq and is a predicted model, not a curated record. Gene Ontology annotation, molecular function: nucleic acid binding; RNA-DNA hybrid ribonuclease activity. Gene Ontology annotation, biological process: DNA integration. The coding region runs from base 1 to 1290 and encodes 429 amino acids. Lineage: Eukaryota; Metazoa; Arthropoda; Malacostraca; Decapoda; Portunidae.
AUGGAGUACGUGUCAAGCAGGCUGUCCAAAGAAGAUCCGUGCUGUGGGCAAUGGUGCGUGCAUGGAGACCAGGCAGUGGUGUGGACCGACGCCAGCUCUAUCGCUGCCGGUGUUGUUGUGGAAACACCGCAAGGAGCUGCCAUCGAGGACGCAUGCUGGAUUAGAAGAGAUGAGAGCUCCCACAUUAACAUGGCUGAGCUGGACGCAGCAGUUCGUGGCGUCAAUCUGGCCAUCGCGUGGGGCAUGCGAACCAUCGAUCUGCGAACAGACUCUGCGACUGUCUACCGCUGGAUUGACGAUGCGCUGAGUGGCCGGGCACGUCUUCGCACCAAGGCUCAUGGGGAGAUGCUGAUUCGCCGUCGGGUAGAUGUCAUCCGGCAGCUGGUGACGGAACUUGAGCUGGUCAUGUCUGUGACGCUCGUACGCUCCUCAGAGAACCGCGCCGACGCCCUCACGCGAGUCCCAGGGAUGACGCGUGCUGAAGCACGUGCUACUGUGCGGCAGUGUGAGGUGUGCCGCAAGAUCGACCCAGCGCCGGCGAAGUGGCAGCACGGGUCAUUGAGUGUGACUGAGACGUGGUGGCGUCUGGCGACAGAUGUUACCCACUACCUCGGUAGCGCCUACCUGUCCCUUGUCGACUGCGGGCCGUCUCGGUUCGCUGUGUGGCGGCACUUACGUCGUCCAGAUGCGGACACCGUCGUCAGUCACCUGGAACAAGUCUUCUGCGAGCGAGGAGCGCCGGCGGAACUGCUCUGUGACAACGACACUGUCUUCCGAGGCCGGCGAUUCGCAGCUUUCGCGGCGCGCUGGGGCGUGUCGCUGCGCUUCAGAGGGCAUACGCACCGUCUGGUACAGCGUGCCGUUCACACCUCCCCUGAUGUUGCAAGGAAGAACUACACGGUUGACGAUGCAGUGUGGGUUCGGAGGCGGGGCGAGCGCUGCACCUCAGCAUCGCAGCCCGGCGUCGUCACCAGGGUGAACUCGCCGCAGGUGGUAGAGGUUGAUGGAGUCCCACGACACGUCAGGGACUUGAGACACCGCAGCAGCCUCUCAGUGAACGAAGCUGGCACUCCAGAUGAACCGGGAGUAGAAGAUGAACCCCCGCUUCAUGUUGACGCGCAAAGCCAGCUGCUGCAGCCGCAGGUGGCUGAACCCCCACCUGAGGCACCACGAAGCCGUGCUUCGAAGGAGUACCCAGAGAAUGAUCUACAGGCAGUCGACCGAGCACCUGUAUACUGCCGCAUAGUAUACAGGUGCUCGGUCGACUGCCUCUCUGAAGAAGCCUUGUAG